AGAAAACGAUGAGUCCCUUGCCAUGGAAAGAAUGGCCAACGACGGAGGCGAGUCUAAAAAUUGUAUCAUGGCCGGUGAUUGGACAUUAACUCAAUCGCCAUAUAGCUUGUGUACACUGCCAUUGUCGGGUUUGUCAUGCUGAUGGCUCUUGUCGAAUGGAUCCUGUGGCUCACAGCAUUCAUUUACUGCUUGUACAAAGUGUUUCGAAAGGCUGAUCACUGGUCAAUCAAGGUACUCAGUGUCUUCGUCGCGGGGUCCUUUUUGCUACUCAGGUACUACCUUCGAGCCAUUAUCCCUUUACUACUAAUCGUUCUUAUAGAGGAAUAUUUCUUCCAAUAAUGCUAGUUACUUUACCAUUGCCCGACCAGAUAACGCAGCUGUGGCCAAAGUCGCUCGUCGCCAUUUUCCAAUGGUUCGCUUUCGGUGCCUUCGCAAUCGCGUUAACUGUGCCAUGGAUGUUUUGCAUCCAUCAGCUUGCUACUAAACAACUGGUUCGACAGAAACAAAGUGAACGAAGUCUAGAUUCUAACAACGCCCCGAAAGUUGUUGUCGUUAUGCCUUGCUAUAAUGAAGAAUACGAUGUUCUGAUGAGCGCUGUGAACUCGGUUGUUAAUAGCGACUACCCUGCGACUUGCAUGCAUCUAUUCCUAUCGUUUAACGGAGAUAUGGUGGAUGGAUUAUAUCUUGAUACAAUUGGACACCUCGGUGUUUCAUUACCUAAGACGUCAUAUCCCGCGAGUAUCGACGUCGUUUAUAAACAAGUUCGCCUCACGAUUUCGCGAUUUCCUCACGGCGGCAAACGCUGUUGCCAAAAGCGAACAUUCAAACUUGUAGAUCAAUUAUAUGGCCAGUAUUCACAGACUAAUGGUGACUUGUUUAUGCUUUUUAUCGACUCGGACUGUAUUCUUGAUGCCAGCUGCAUACGAAGCUUCAUCCACGACAUGGAGCUGAGCCCUGGUAAUAGAAAGGAUAAACUUGCGAUGACUGGAAUUAUAACAGCUACAACCAAGAAACACAGCAUGAUUACCUUGUUGCAGGACAUGGAAUAUAUACACGGACAGCUGUUUGAGCGCGCAGUCGAGUCGGCAUGUGGCGCUGUUACAUGUCUCCCCGGUGCAUUGACCAUGGUGAGAUAUUCCGCAUUCAGGAGAAUGUCAAAAUACUAUUUUGGUGAUGAAGCAGAGAAAUACGAAGAUUUAUUCGAAUUUGCCAAAUGUCACCUAGGCGAGGAUAGGUGGUUGACCCAUCUCUUUAUGAUCGGCGCAAAGAAACGGUACCAAAUCCAGUUGUGUACAUCUGCCUUUUGCAAGACCGAAGCAGUUCAAACUUAUCGAUCUCUGGUUAAACAGAGAAGGCGGUGGUUUAUGGGAUUCAUCACUAAUGAGGUCUGUAUGCUAACUGACUGGCGAUUAUGGAAACGGUAUCCAAUACUGAUUGUGAUCCGGUUCAUGCAAAACACAAUUAGAACAACAACUCUUCUCUUCUUCAUUAUCGUCAUCGCUCUUGCCACUACGACGGUAACUGUUGAGCAUCUACCAGUUGGGUUUAUUGCAAUAUCCUUUGGUCUUAACUGGUUAUUGAUGUUUUAUUUUGGCGCCAAGCUACGGCGGUUCAAAAUCUGGCUAUAUCCAAUCAUGUUUGUGCUAAGCCCAUUCUUUAAUUGGUAUUAUAUGGUGUAUGGGAUUUUGACGGCUGGCCAGCGAACCUGGGGUGGCCCACGAGCGGAUGCAGCAACGGCUGAUGUGAAUCGUACCGCGGAAGACGCCAUCCGCCAUGCAGAUCGACAAGAUGGUGAUCCUAUCAUUGUUCCUGAGUCAUUUAUGAGAUGCCGACAAGCCAGUAUCAUGCCGCCCAAGUUUAAUGCGUCAGACGAACCAGAUCUUGGUAGGACUUAUAGUCUCCUCCAGCCUCCAAAAGCCAUUGACGGUAUCCUGGCGGAGCAGUUGCGACCAAUGCGUUUUACUGAAUUGGGGUAUCAGUCUCCGGAUGGGGAUACCAUGGAUAAUUUAAACUCUUGUGACUUACCGAGCGAAGGUGAAUUCGCGGCUACCAUCAGCUGGGCACAGAUGGAAGAGUGCAUGAAUGAUGAAGACCGACUAAAAUACAAGGCAGCAUUGCGGAUGCAGCAGUAGUAACACAGCUAAUUCUUUGAGUGACGAAUGAUAAAAUAUUACGUGCGUCUAUUAUAUUUUAUAUUGUCAAAGUAAUCACUUGUUAUCAGUCAUAGUAAUUCUCCCUCCUGGCAAGUUUAUGGUGUAAGUGGACAUCAUGGCUUAACUUACAUGCGAUCAGGCGCAACUACUAUUGGCUUUGGAACAUGAAGCCUGUUUGAGUUGAAAUACUGAAAAAAGAAACAAGAAGAAAAUUAUGCAUUGGCUACAGUAUCUUUUAUCCGUUAUUCACAUGCGCCAUAUAUGCCUAUGGUGACUUUG
Messenger RNA from [Torrubiella] hemipterigena, 2432 nucleotides. NCBI's taxonomy places the organism in Eukaryota, Fungi, Ascomycota, Sordariomycetes, Hypocreales, Clavicipitaceae. The record is from the annotation of a GenBank genome assembly.